Cinara cedri is the source of this 7334-nucleotide messenger RNA. Lineage: Eukaryota; Metazoa; Arthropoda; Insecta; Hemiptera; Aphididae. The record is from the annotation of a GenBank genome assembly.
AUGGGUGUGUCACAGUUGAAGUUGGGAAAACAGGACACAUUAAGUUAUAUCACUUUAUAUGUGUAUGAAACAUUUGGAAUGACUAAACAACGAAUAAAAGACGAUUCUAAGCGAAGUUCGGUUGUACAUGUUUUAAAAGUGAGUAGUUUUUUUGGUUUUCAUCAAUCAUUUAUUAUUAAACGUUUAUAAAAGAUAUUGACUACAUAACGUUCGACUUUUUUGUUGUUUUUUUUUUUACCACUAAUUAUAAUUUAUAAUGAACAAUUGUCUUCACACAAUACCUAUCAAAUAAAUAUUACGUAAAAACCUCGACAAAUUAAAAUGUCUCUAAAUAGCCGAACAUUUCUCAAAUGUUUUUUUACAAUUUAUCACGUUUAAAAAAAAGGAGAUAUACGUUUUCUGUCUAAUAGUAAUAGCAUUAUUUUCUUAAUUUUUCCCUUUCUUUCUACGUUUUUUUUUUUGAAUUUGCUCAAUAUUNUAAAACACUGAUAAACAAAAACACAUACCAUUUAUUUAUUUUUCAAGUUUAUUUCAUCACCUUUCAAAUGAUAUAUCAUAACAGUACCCUUAUAUAUGAUUAAGUGUAGUUAAAAUUACUUUGAAAAAUAAUUUGCAAUAGGUGCGAUUUUUGUGACGCCAAGUGUAUAUUGAAAAUUCAACAAAAAACGUCUGUUGUCAUUUUUUGAUUGGAGCAAUAUUUUCAGUAUAUAGAAAACAUAAAGCACAAACACCCGGGCAUACUUCGCACAUGGGUGAAGCCACUGUUGUAGAUGGAAAGUUGAGAAGGUAUGAUACAAACGGGAAUUUAAUGGAUAUCUCUAAGCAAUGAUAAACCAUUGUUAACGAAAAAGCGAUUCUGAGCGGAGUUCAGUUUAAUAGUGUUGCUUUGUCGACAAUAUAUAUGUCAUAUUAUAGUAAAUGAUUACAAUGUGCGUUUCCAUGAUAAAGACGAUUGUUUGAAAAAGAUUAAAAUAAUAAAAACUUGAUAAUUAUAAUUAAAAAUAAAUAAAAACGGUUGAUAAUGACAACUGUUUUUUUAAUCGUUCGACCUUGUUUAACCUAAAGAACCGGGUUUUCCUCACUAUCUCGAAUAUUAAUGAAAAUUUCAAAAAAUUACCCCUUCAAAGUACCGCCCGGAGAACGUUUCCCUUCAGAAAAAAUGUUAUACCUGAUAACCGGAGUGAGCCGUCUGGUAGAAAAAGUGUUCACAAAAAAAAAAAAAUAAACACCAUUGCAAAACCAAUGCAUUCCUCGCUCCGUUCAGAAUCUAAAAUUUAACGCAAUGAAAGCCGCCGUAAACCAGUCGUUUUUAAAUUUUCCGGUUUUCCCUAAUGAUUAUGAAAACUGCGCGGAGAACCGAGACGGACAAAUUACUUGAUUAAAGUCUCGUCCCGGCAAUUAAAACCAUUUGCCUCGAUAUUAAAACUAUAACGGCACGGGAACGCGUUUAACUACUGAACGUUAAUGUGCUACGCCGUGUCUCGCGCGUUCGUAAGACGGAGACGGUGGACGUCUCCGGCGGCGGCGUCCUGUUGACCGCCGGAUUGCGACGGAGAGAGAGAGAGAGAAAAAAAAAAAAAAACCUAAUCAUUCGGCCGGAUGACAAUUUGACUCGGCGUCAAAAUUUGUGAGAACCCGCACACGACGGUUUAAUACGAAUUGCGGACCGGACGAUCUUUUCGAAAAUGUCGACGUAUUGUUAUCGAAAUUUGAACGAAAAGUUUCCGAGUCAUUUUACGAUACCGAGGCGUAAAUAGCGCCAUCGUCAACGGGUAGAUGGAAAAUCAAAAAUGUCAACGCCGAGAUUUAUUAUCCGUUUAUUAGUGCGUAUAUUUAUGGAAUUUUCAAUGCAGGUUCUCGUUUGAAAAAUUCAAGUAUUUAUUAUCGCGGGACACUCCUUAAGUGCGUUGAGAAAUCUGUGUAUUCGAAAACAUCAGCUUUCACUACAAUUGAAAAUUCAAAAAAUAAUAAUAAUAACAAUCAGAAUUGUAAUGUUUGCGAAAUCAACCCAUACAUACAUAAUACCGGACGAACGUGAUUAAUACGUGCGCUAUAAUAUACUCGAUAAAUAAAAUGUAAUCAGUUUACGUCGAAAUCCAGGCGAUAAAUGAAAAAACGACAUUGGUCAAUGUUCCGUGCGAAUGAAUAAUUUAUUAUUAUUAUGAACGAACGCCGGACUGCUGUCGUUUCGCAUAAAUUUCCAUGUUAUAAUAAUAACAACAUUAUAACGCCGGGGCAGAUGCCCUCGCGGAAGACCGUAUACAGUCGUCGUUGUCGCGUGUCUUAUGACGGGGUCAACCAAAGCAAAAAAAAACCGAUUUUUUUUUUUUUUAUUAUUCACAUCAUAAAUCGAAAAAUAUAAUGGGAAUAUAGUAGGCAUACAAUUUUCGUGAUGUGUACGAGUCCCGUCGAUAAAUUCGAACGAAUAAAUUUAAUAUUACGUGCGAAUAAACACGCGUUGCGGGAAAAACUCUCACGCCUCGUAGUUAUAUUUUGGUGUUUUUUUUAGAGGUUUUGAAAGACGAUUAGGGUCGGUUUUUAGGGAGGAGCGACGGGGCCAUCGCCUCCCCCGUGACCUUUUCUUUCUAAACACAAUACGUAUGCAAUAUUAUACAAACGGUUAUUUGAUUUUUUUUACUUUGCUUGUUUAUUUUCAUAUUUUAAUAUGCUUAAUUCUAAAACCUGGCUUAGACCGAAGAUGCCUCAAAACCGACUUGAUGGUUUAGCGAUACUUCACAUUCACCGAGAACUUGAUUUUAUUAUUUGCUUUAGGAAAAAAAGAAAUCUUGUUUUUUUUUUUUUUUUUUUACUACGAUUAUUUUCGUUGUAAAUCGGCUAAACCUGAAAUUUUCACAGAAUGUUUAUAUUGACUUUUUCUAGACUUUUUCCAGGUGUUAUUUUACACUGUCAAUUUUGUCGGUCUAUGCCUUACUAAGGUUAGUGGAGCCAAUGUCCGACGCUAUAAUUUUCGGUAUACACUUGGGAGAGGGAGGUUGACAUUUUAAAUUGCCUCUCCCUUAAAGUUUGGCCAAAACUAUCACUGGAGAGGAUAGACUUUUGGUAAGUCGCAUUAAACUCGAAUUUUUAAAAUUCAGAUUCCUAAAAACUUUAUUAAGCGUCUGAAAAUUUAUAUUUGUAUUUUUUAAACUUUUUUGUUGAUCUCGCAACUAAUGCAUAUGUCAUAAAGAUUAAUCAAACAUCGAAGUUAAAUGUGACUUGCGGAAAUAUUUGCUCUUCCAAAUAAUAAUUUAAAAAAAAAAGUUAUCGAAAGCAAACGAAACAAAUUUUAAAAAAAAGCUUUUACUACCGUGUGCGUUUUAGAUGGAAAGUGGGAGAGGUGAGAAUAAAGCUAUUUAUUUUAUAUCUGUAAGUAAUGAUAAAUCAAUGCUGUUUCAAUCAGUGUAACUAAUUUGAACUGAGCAUAAACACGUUUAACAAAACCGAGAAUAUUUAGCGUUUUGCGACAAGAUGUUUUUAUGUGUAAAUUUAACGUUAAUUUCGUAUCAAAAACUAUACUUAAAUCCUUGACCGUGUUUUCUGCAUGAGUGAACUUAGAAUAAUUGAUAAUCAAUGACAAACGGACAACGGGACCUAAAGAUCAACAUAGAAAUGUAUUUUAAAACGUUGAGAAGAAAACCCAAGGUCGAAGCUCGAAGAACAAUUGCGUCAAUAUCCUCAUUCAACCACUCACAGUCUUCAACAAAAGAAGUUCGUGAACAACUUUUCUACUAGCAAUUUUAUUCCAAUCAAUUCUGUCGUAAAUUGCGGUUUUCUUUUUUUAAAUUUUAACUGUAUUUGUACCUAAAUACCAAAAAAUACAAUAAAAAAAAAAAAAAAGUGCAAAUUGAUAAAGUAGUGCCUACUGUGUUAUUCGAAUAGACAGCCAAAUAUUUUUAUGUCUUUUAUUUUCUGGUAAAAAAGAUCUGAGAAUUAAUGUAUAUAUUUGAUUUUUUUUUUCAUUUUUGAAGUCUGGUCUGUAUUUAAAAAAAAAAAAAUUAAUUGAAUAUUUAAAUCUGCUCUCAAUACGUCACUGUUGGUCGCCAUGCACUAUCAAUUAAUUUUAUCGAUUCGGUGUAAAAACGAAAAUAUAACGGUUGUUAACACUACACUAUAAUGGGAGUAUCUUCGAAGUCCGCGGCCACGUUUCGAUUGAAUUCGUACGGAGACCAUGCCAAAAAUUCAUGCUUUUUUAAACGAACAAAAUCAAUAAAUAUCGUCCAAAUCCGAGGCGUGUGGUUGACGGAGUUGUGGCACAAACGUAUCGUUCCAUCGUCCAAAGUCGAACAAGGAAGCUGCUCCUCCGUUUUCGAUGUCGGUUAAAACAAAAUAAAAAAAACAAAAAAACGCUUUCCGGACGAGCGAACAACCAGAGGGUCGAGAUUUAUAAUAUAUUAUUAUUGUUAUUAUUUUAAGGACCGUCGUCGGACCCGCGUAUAAUAUAAACGGCCGGUCCCGUCCCGUCGUCGUCACGCUCACGAUAGUCGUGCGCGCGGAUGAUGGGCGAGAGGACGAAAUCGUUUUGGACAAUAACGGCGGUGGCGGCGGCGGGCGAUGCUGCGGAGAUCGCGGCAUAAUAUACCAUAGUAUUAUGUUGUAUACCAUAUCGUCGGAUGGUCGUUUUUUUUUCGGCAGAUCGUGCGGUGGCGGUAAAAUACUAUAUAUUAUAAUAUACGAAUAUCACAAUGGGAUCACCUCGAACGCACAUACAUACACACACACACACACGCACACACUAUAAUAGUAUUAUUAUUAUUACUAUUGUUGAGUGUGCGUCGUAUAAUAACAUUAUGCAAAUUUGCUAUACGUAGGGGGACGGUCGUUGUUACACACGACUCGCGGGUAUUAAACGGUCGGACUCGCAAAGUCAAAGUCCGCCGCCGCGCCGUCUCGUGUAAAAGUGUUAAACGGAUACGGAAUUCGAACAUUUCGCCGGGUUCUACAGUUAAUUUACACCGAUUCAAAUCGGAUUGUCGAAGCGAUAACUAAUGGGCACCUUCUUUAGAGCUUAAUAAAUAGUUAAACGAAAACCGCGUUCCAAAAUUCGUAACCGCUCGAGAAAUAGAGUGCGUACGAACGCACGGACACGGACAAAUUCAGCUUAUGUUACUCAAUAAUAUAUGCACGAGAAACUGAAGAUGCAAUAUUAUUAUAUGACGCUCAAUAACCGUGUAAGUGAAACGAAACCAUAUUAGGUUCAUUGAGGAAAAUGAAGGAAAGAACACCGUGAUUGUUUCGGUAAAAAAAACACAUACAUAGAAAAAUGUUCAGACCAGUAAAAACCAAUGAGCCAGAUAGGACGCUAUCAGAAACAAAACAUGUAUUAUAGAUACAGUCCAUAGUAGAAGAUUACUGUAAUGGUAAAGAAUCUGUGGAAGGACAAAUACCUCAUGGACGCUUUCGUUUAUGAAGUGCAAAUUUGGUGAGGAGAGGCGCAAAAUCUCUAAAUGGAAGAUCACGCUGGAAAGUAAGAGCAGCUGACUGAGAAAAUUCGAGAUUAGUUUGGGCGACCCCAUGAAGAAGAAGAACAAGUUAACAAUAUGUGCAUAUACAAUCACGUCCAACCACCGCUGUCGUUUAUGGUCACAAAAGAACGUUUUCAUUGAAUGUUAACACGUCGGAAGACUUGAAAAAAAAAACCGUUUAGGGAAUGUCACCACACCCGCAUCUGCCGUCACGGUCUAUAACUAAUGGAUAGGGAAACAAAAAGCAAAAUUUCGUAAAUUAAAAUUAAAAAAGGCGUUUAAAUCAUAGGGGCUACAUCUCUAACAUUCGCUUUCUGUUUGUCUCGCGUGUGUAAUAUAUAUCAAACAACAAAAGCAUACCGCAUUUCCACAAUUGCGGCUGUCCAAUUGAGUUUAGAGCAAAUGGUAUACGUUUUAUAAAAAAGAUCCUACUAUUGGUUUUUUUUUUUUUUUAGUAAUUUUAUUUCUAUUAAGUUACGAAUGGUUUUCAACAAGAAAUUAAAACGAUCAAAAGUUAAAAACAUCAAAACAAAUCGAACGUAUAGUAUCCGUAAUAGUAAUAAUAAAUCUGCGGAUCUCUUUUUCUUUAUAAAAUCCUUAGCCCUGAACUCAACCGGAGAUUCGUAAUCGUGGAGAAGCGGGAAAAAUUUAGUACUGCGAGAUUUGUAUACAUUUGUAAAGCCGUUUUCCGAAUUCGUACUGCUUUCCUUUUGAAGUCCAGCGUACGGUUUUCUACACCUAAACUAAUGAGUGAUAAUCUUACUGAACCGGAGUAAUGAAAUUAUUGAUUUCUAAAUUGUCGAGAAUGCUCGGUUUUCCUACAAUGACCGUAACAUUGUAUAUAUAUAUAGCGGUUAAAUAAUUCGCCGACCUAUAUAUUAUUCUAUUAUAUUGUUAUUACGGUAGAUUAUAAUAAUAUAUUAUUGUAACGGCGUAGCGGGAGGGUGAGAGGGGGGGGGGAGAAAUACGCGACUAGAAAACGAAAGCGUCGAAAACAAAAAUCGAGAGUGUGCCGCGUAUUAUAAAAAUAUACGCCGUCUUGUAUUCGUUAUAAUUAUAAACGUGCCGCCGCCGAUGGAAAAAAAAAAAAAAAAACCGCUAUCAUGGUACAUUAUAUUAUGGUAUGUUGAGUGGUAGCGUAAAAUUAUUUUUAUAAACGGUAAUCUCUAUUGUGUGCGUUUUUUUUUUUUUGUUUUUUUUUUGUACAUAUGAUACUGGUUUUAAAAAAUCCGAAACAACCGGAUAACCGACGACAAAUAAUAUAUUGUAUUUGUUUACGUAUCGUUUCUCCGGCCCGCGCUGCACUGCACUAAACGCGUUCGAACCUCGUUUUUAGUCACGUCCGAAAAUACGUUUCUAAAAACGUAUAGGUUAGGACAGGUUAGAUAACCGACCAGGAGUAUAAUAACGUUGGACUGCGACGGACGGGUCUUUGGUUAUUUUUUCUGGAGGGUGUGCGGUUGGUUCAUUAGCAUAAUGCGUUUUUUCGAGCAGAUGGGCGGAAGUGGUAUGAUAGCCGAGUAAGAGACAGACCGACAGAAAAAAUGCGAGCUAGUGGAGGUUAUGAUUAUAUACUACCAAAUGACUGGCCACUAGUUGAGAGCACUUAACGCAUACAGACCGUGCAGUUAACAAAAGUAUCCACCCAACUAAACUUUUUUUUCUUUUUAGAUUUCCCGGUGUCACCAAUACACACCCGUAAUCUAUAUCCAUUCAGCCGUUCCCCUCGAGAGACCGUGCACUACAAUAAUUGAUGUCCGUGCGUCACUGUGUGGAGUGCACGUAGAACGAGGAACCGGUGAUGGAUAUAGGGAGGCUGAAAAUAAUAAGAGAACUACGCUGCAGUCGAGCGUGAUGAAGGCGAAGACGUAG